CUACAAAUUUGAUCGUUUUACCACUACAUAUGUGCAAUGGCACUAUUUUUAUAUUUUCGGAGCAGAUAAUUCGUAUCAAAUUCUACAUCGAUAAAUAUCAUCUGUUCUUGGAAUUUGUAAUGUUAAAUAACCUUUUUUGCAUGAUAUAGAUACAGGAGAGUCCCCUGAACAUUUCCGUACCUUCAAAAUAUAUUUUUAACCCUAACAUUACCAUAUUUUAGUUGACUAAUAAUGAAGAAAAAAUAUAUACAUAUAUCUACGUACGUAGAUGUGUAAUUAUGUAUCCCAUAAUGUUUGGUUUUAAGCAUACCAGAUAAUUGAAAUGCAACUGUGUACUGAGUACGUACGAAAGUUUAGAGUAUCUUUUUCAUACGAAUAAUGCACAAAAGUGUAUUUAUUACUGAAAAAAUAAAGAUUAUUGAAUAUUUGUUACCGAAGAAUCUCCCGUGACAUCCUUAGUCACUAGAGAGAGUGAGAGAGAGAGAGAGAGAGAAAGAGGGAGAGCUCGUGUCUGAUGUAUGUACAUAAACAUAAUGUAGAUUAAUGGAACUGUGGAACUACGAAAAUGUAUAUGUAAUAAGGAGGUUAAACAUAUGUUAAGGAUCACAUGAAAAAGUACUUGUACAUAUCCUGUACUACGAGAUAAACAUUUUCUUGUGAUUCAAAAUAUCUGUAUGCAGAAGUGGAUCUUAUUGUUAACAAACUAUACAAUACUUUUGAUGUACAUAGACAUGUAAUAGGGUGCCAUUGUUUGCUUAAAUGUUACAUACAAAAGUUUAAGCAAUAAUGGAUGUGAGUUUACUAUUUAAAGCCAGCGUGAAGACGGUAAGUCUUCGUAAUAAGGAUCUAGGAAUUGUAACUAAUACUUCGAACAUAAAGAAAACGAAGACCAGAAGUAUUUUUUUCGUAAAAGCUCAAACAGUUGUUGUACAAAUUUCAAAAUUACGUCAAUUUCUAUUAGAGAACCGUAAGGCUUAUCUGAAUUUCUCAAACUAUUUAUCUUAUUUACCAAGUGUGUCCGAUGCAGAUAGAGAUGAAAUAGAUAUUGGAGCACAAAAAAUAAUGACCACCUGUUCGCAGUUAAUCAAAGAAUUGAAAAGAGAAGUGGCAGACUCUGUAGUUUCUCAUCAGAAUUUGGAGCAUAGAGAAAUAAUGUUGCUUUUAAUUGAGGAUUAUCUGAAGAAUGUAUGUAAGAUUUAUUCAGAACAAAAAGCUAUACGCGUUAAAAGAACAAUGGAAAUAAGGAAAAUUGCAAAAUUAGAAUUAGAGACAAAGCCUACAAAGCAGUUACAACUUGAAACAAAAAGAUUAAGUUUGAAUGCAAAUGAAAAGUUAGAAGAGAGAGAAGGUAGACUCAGUUUAAGUGACUCUAAUCCUCUGAAGAUUCAAGAAAUAAAUGGAGAUGUUAAUUCUUUAAUAUAUGAAGAAGAAUUAUCGCCUGAAGAUAUUCAAGUAUUUGAAGCAGAAAAUGAACAAUUGUACAAUGAACUCAAUACGAUUACUGAAGAGGUAAAGCAAAUAGAAAGUAAAGUGGUACAUAUUGCUGAACUUCAAGAAAUAUUUACAGAAAAAGUAUUGGAUCAAGAUAAAGACUUGGAUCGGCUAAUGACCACGGUUGUUGGAUCCACAGAAAAUGUUAGAGAAGCUAAUGAACAAAUCAGACAGGCUAUUCAACGAAAUGCAGGACUUCGAGUAUGGAUUCUUUUCUUCCUUCUAGUUAUGUCAUUUUCCCUAUUAUUUCUCGAUUGGUACAACCCAUAAAAUAAAUAAAUGUUUCGGUAAUUUUAUUAAAUGAUAUGUACAUACACUCAAA
Molecule: messenger RNA, 1813 nt
Organism: Megalopta genalis
Lineage: Eukaryota; Metazoa; Arthropoda; Insecta; Hymenoptera; Halictidae
Gene: Syx18
Product: syntaxin 18
Biological process (GO): retrograde vesicle-mediated transport, Golgi to endoplasmic reticulum
Cellular component (GO): endoplasmic reticulum; SNARE complex
Source: RefSeq, a predicted model, not a curated record